AUGGGUGCUACGGAGCGAAACCUGCGUAAGAAGGGCUGGCAUGUGCCCGCGCGGGGCAGGGUGCUCCAGGCAGCGCGGGCCGGCUCAUGGGCAAACUCCUGGAGGCUGGGCCCCACCGGGGUUUAUCGCCUACAAACAACUCACUGCCUGCACCGUGUGGCUCUCUCAGCAGCUCCGGGCCUGCUCUGCCGGAUCCUUGCUCUGCGCUCCGGUGUGGGCGUGGCUACCCAGGUGCGUGGUGUCCACUCAGGCGUGGCUGCUGACAGCCCCAGCAGCACCCAGCCCGCCGCGUCCACAGCUGGAGCCGUGGCCCCCAAAUCCUCCGCACUUCCCAGCAGCCGAGGCGAGUAUGUGGUGGCCAAGCUGGAUGACCUCAUCAACUGGGCCCGCCGGAGCUCCCUGUGGCCCAUGACCUUUGGCCUGGCAUGUUGUGCCGUGGAAAUGAUGCACAUGGCCGCGCCCCGCUAUGACAUGGACCGCUUUGGCGUGGUCUUCCGCGCCAGCCCGCGCCAGUCCGACGUGAUGAUUGUGGCCGGCACGCUCACCAACAAGAUGGCCCCAGCGCUCCGCAAGGUGUAUGACCAGAUGCCAGAGCCACGCUACGUCGUGUCCAUGGGGAGCUGUGCCAACGGAGGAGGUUACUAUCACUACUCGUACUCUGUCGUGAGGGGCUGUGACCGCAUCGUGCCCGUGGACAUCUACGUCCCAGGCUGCCCACCCACAGCCGAGGCCCUGCUGUACGGCAUCCUGCAGCUGCAGAAGAAGAUCAAGCGGGAGAAGAAGCUGAGGAUCUGGUACCGCAGGUAGGGCCGGCCCCUCCGGCCCCUGCAGCACCCCUCAGGAUGGUCAAUAAACCGAUAGACCCA
Leptonychotes weddellii (Weddell seal) is the source of this 866-nucleotide messenger RNA. The record is from RefSeq and is a predicted model, not a curated record. NCBI's taxonomy places the organism in Eukaryota, Metazoa, Chordata, Mammalia, Carnivora, Phocidae.